AUGUGGUCGUCGGCCCUCCCUCGCCACGGCUGCCUCCGGUCACACUUCCCUCUGCAGCUAUCGUCCCCAGCAGCGGCACCACCCCGUCCCUGCGCCAUAGCUCUCAGGAUUAGCUCAUCCCGCGGCCUCCCCUCAGAGCCGCCCGCAUCUUUUUCCUUCCGCUCCUCCUACUCCUCCCUCGAGGUCAUCGGUGGCGCCGCCGGUGCGCUGCUCCACGGAGCCGCGGGUGGCCAGGGCCUACGGUUGACGCCGUACGACGUCUUCCCCAUCCUGGGGUGGAACAAUCACCUGGAGACCAUUUUCGCUGCAUUCUUUCGAUCCGUUCCCGAAGUGUGCCUCCGGAGGGAGUGCAUCCGGACGAUUGAUGACGGUUCGGUGGCUCUUGACUGGUGCUGCGGCGACUCUCGGUUACUUCCCGCUGACGCACCCGUGCUCAUCCUGCUGGUUCAUCUCAACUUUCAUGGCUCUGUCUGUUAUUGGGUUUACUUUGAGUUUCUUCAUCGUAGUAGAGUUUGAUGAUUUGCUUUUGCAUGCAGCCGGGCCUUACGGGAGGGAGUGGGGAUUCUUAUGUGAGACACAUGUUAUUGAAGGCGCGGAGCAAAGGUUGGCGGGUUGUAGUGUUUAACAGUAGAGGCUGCGGCGAUAGCCCUGUCACGACAGCUCAAGUAUGUGGACCCUUCUUGCGUAUGCCUGCCUGACUUCUCUGUUAUUUCACUUCGUGUAUUUUUCGAGACGAAGGCACAGCUGGGAUUUCCCACAUAUCUGGAUUUUGCUUAUCUAUGAAUGGAUGUUUAUGAGUCAUGUUUUUAGAAUGAACGUUGGGACGCCGACUUGAUUUGGUCCCAUUUCUGACGAAAGUCUCUUGAAAUCCUGACUUUCUCUGAACUUCUGUAUAGAGGGCAUCUUAUGUACCGGAACUCCUUUAGUUCCUCUUCUUAGUCCCUUAAUGUGGCUGCUAAUUCUCUUGAUGGCCUUAUCUUGAUGCAUCAGAUAAUUUUCUUCUCUCCGUUUGGAAUAAAAGAUGGCCACACACUGGCGUUGUGCAUGAACACUGUUUUAGAAUCAUCUAUUCCAACGUAAAUACAGAUAUUGAUGCUACACUCCUGAUUCUAUCUCAGUAAUCUAUCAAAACCAAUUCCUGUUGACUAUAACAAAAAUAUUGUGCAAUUAUCCAUUUCCCAACAAGAAAACAGACAUCCUUUUGUAUCAUAAGAAAAGUAUGAGGAAAACAUCACUGACACAUGAUCUGUCAACGUGUUAGAUCACCUUCUUAUGACAAAUUGAAAGCUCUGGAGAGAAAAAUAUUUCUUUCAUCCAUUCUACAUAAAAAAAUAUUGCUUUCAUGACCUUCCAAAUUUUCUUCAAUCUACAAGUUAUCUAAUGAUAAGGUAUCUUUAUUUAUCCCUAUUGGAUACUCAUUUAAGUUUUAUGAAAUCUUCAUCUAUGUUUUUUUUGCAAAUAGCCAUAAUCCACAAGGUAGUGGUAAGUUUUGGCUGGUCAGUCACUCUAUAUCUUACAAUUUUACCAUUGAUUUUGUUCCACUGAAAAACAACCGCCUUUGUAAAAAUCUCCCAUGUGACCCUUAUUUUCUUAUAAUGAACGCAAAGCAUGAUCGAUACUUUCAAAUGUCACAGAGAAAACAUCUGAAUGCAGCUUCUGUUCAAAGAUUCUUAUUCUAUUUCCUAUUGCCAACGUUAGGCGAGGUACUUUAUAGAGACGAAUUGUGAUUUUCUUUGAUAGUUUCCCCUGUAGAAGUUCUUACACCACUCUACAUCCACUGCCUUCACCAGUAUCAACAGAUGCUCUUACUGAGAAGUGCUGCUUGGGCAGUGAUUUUUGAAUUUUUGAUCAAUAGAGUUAUUGUUUAUUUAAGUUUAGCAAUUCAAUUCUACAUCAUCGAGAUAUCCUCAGGUUCAUCAUCAGUAAUCCCCCUUGUGAUUUGGAAGGCCAUUCCUGGUAACCCAAAAGUUAUGUUGAUCUAAUAACGUAAUCCUGGAGGUGAACGGAAUCAGUACGUUCAUAAGUCAGGCCCUUCAUAUAUCUGGACUAAACAGCUUUUAAAUUCACAAGGAGUUUGGAGUACCAACAAAAUAUACUCAAUACUUAAAAAUGGGUACUUUUUUUGGAUUUCUCAAAUAAAUGCCUUGGUACUCUUAAGAUUAUUGCAGUAAAGCUCCUUAUGAAUCAUUCAUGUCAACUCAGUAGCACGCACUGUGGCAACACAUCCCCUGGUUGCUGUUUGCUGGUUUUUCUGUCAUCCAAUCAGCAAAAAUCGAAUUACAUCAGCAAGCACUUUGCUUUUAUUCAGAUCUAUUCCAUUCUUCCUGCUCCAGGGAUGAUCUUGCUUCUUUUUCCUUCAUUUGGCUACUUUGAUGUUCCAGUCUAACUUUUAAAAGUCCGUAGCUAUUUGGACCAUAGUGGCCUUGUGAAUGCAAAUCAACAUUCUAGCUGUUCAUGCUAAAUUUUUUAGCUUCUUAAUUUUGGACUCUUGUUUUUAAAAAAUCUGCUCAAGGCCGGAUAGUUCAGUCACUUAAAAACACAAUGAUAAUGAUUAUUGAAUAUUUACAUCAAUUGAGAUGAAUCAUAUCGGUUUAAAACAAUCCAUGAAACGCAUUUUUUGUUUUAUGUCAAUAAAUACCAUUUUGAUCUAUAUCUUCAUGUUCGUUUCUGUAGCCUCUAAAUUUUUAUAUACUGAUCCUGAUUCUGUUUAACUAUAUCUGUACCUUGGUUUGGUACAGUAUGCCUGUCUUCCAUCCACAUAGUCAGAUCAUGUCACACGUGCUGGGCAGUAUUCUUUUCGCACCCUAAUAGUGUUUUAAUUUUUUCAAAAAGUAUAGGUACUAUGAUGCUAUUCACAAGAGAGUUUGCUGAGAAUAAUCAUGAGCUCGUUAUCACCAAGGACAGUUUGAUAUAGAUUUCGAGCUUGUUGUAUUUUUCCAAUCCUUGUGAAUUAAAAAGAAAAAAAAGUUAAAAUUAAUGGCGAUGACGGAAAGAGACUGAAGUUAGAGACAAGUUCGAGGGUAGAUGAAAGUAGUAGAAGAAAAGCAUAGUGGGAUGGGUUGGCACUUUCAACUUCUGGCAUUGACGUGUAGCAGAAGAUGGUUCACUGGAAGCAGCUGGUGGUUGUGGCACUGCAGCCUCUUGUUAUAUGAAAAGAGUGUACUAAUAAAGACUCAAGAUUGAAACAGUACACUAAGAUGGAUAGUCAUGCUUAAAUGGUUUCUGCAGUCAAGUAUAUUGCCAUGAAUAUGGAUGCAUAGCUUGUUUGGAGCAGAGGCUAGCCGAGGGAACUAGCAACAAUGUCUCUCCACUGAUGGGGUGGCUUCAAUGGUGGACCAUUUUUUAUUUAUAAUAAAGUCAAAACUUUACUAGUCAGUUGUUAAAUCCAUAUUGCAUUCAAUCAGUGUUCUCCACCUUGUAGAAUCAUUUUUUGAAUUGUAUAGUUAUGCACAUUUCCUUCUCGACCUUCCUUUAAGGGACUAAAAUGCUAGAAGUCGCAUGACCAAAAUUUUGAAAAUAUAUUCAUAAUUUAUUAAACAUCUCUUGUGCUGAAGUUUUAUUUUGGUCAUCCAACUAAUUCAUACUUUUAUUUCUAAAAUUGGGAUUGUUUUUCUUAUGUUGGAUACUGAACUUCUAAAAUUGAAGAUAUUUAUGCAUACUUCUUAUGUUGAAGAUAUUUUGUAAUCUAAAAUUUCAGUUUUGAAUUUUCUUACUCUUUUGUUGUCAAGGACAUUUGAGAUUGUUGACUAGAUGAACGAGUGAUUUACUUUAGUCAAGUUAUCAAUUCUUUAGCCAAUUACUUUAAACCGAAGCUCAAUGGUAACAUACAUGUCAUAUGUUCGUGUUACAAGGUUAUAUGUGGUUUGUUGUGCAUUUUAGAUGGUCAUUCUUGUCCCCCCUAUGAAAAUGAUAUUUGAUAUAAUAGAAUUUUGUAUGAAUAAAUUACUAUUUUUCAUAUACAUCCAUGUUCUUUGUGCAGUUUUAUUCAGCCUCUUUUACUCGGGAUCUUUCUGAAGUAAUAAAUCAUGUUUCAUCACGUUAUCCCAAGUCAAAAAUAUAUGCAGUUGGCUGGUCACUUGGUGCUAACAUUCUUGUUCGAUAUCUUGGUCAGGUGAGCCAUACAGUUUCUUUUCUAUAGAUUGGUGGUGUCAAUGAAACGUCUUUAUGACUGGUUGGUUACAAUAUAUUUUACAAUCCUUUGAUGAACAUAAAUUGAUUUCUUUCCGACUUUUGAGCUAUUAUCUUAUUUUUCGUGUUUAUUCAACUUUUGUUAGGUAAACCAGUAGACUGAUGGAAUAAAGGAUCGCAAGUUUGUGGAUACUAGUAAAGUUAUGAUUUGUUUUUGAUACAUAAUGCUUGCACGAAAAAUUUAUGCUUGAGUUAUUCGAUUGUAGUCCACUCCUGGGUAUUUGUUCACAUCGUUCAGGAUCCUAAUAAUCGUAUUUUAUCUUCAUUAUAUUUUGAAUAUAUUUUUUCAUUGAAAUCCAUCGACUCAUAUGCAGUGGUCAGGACCUUGACUGUGCCGACAGGAUUACUUGACUGUCUAAUUUUCGACCGUUGAAGAUGAUGAAGUUUUAUGUCUUCAUGCAUUUCAGGAAAUGAGAGAAUUAAUCCGUGAAAAGAAUUAUGUUUUGAUGUGGAAAGAAUCUUGACGCAAAGAAUUUUGAUGUGGAAAUUUAUGAUGGAAUUUAACUGUCACAGUAGCAAAAAGUAAUUCGCUCUUCUGUUUUCGUGGGAUUUUUGAAAGCUGGUAUCAAUUUGGAAACUAUUUUUAGGAUUAUCAAAAAUAGAUUAGAAAAUCUAUCAAUUUAUUGGCACUCGAAAUUCGAAUGUUUUGAUUUAUCUACUGAUCCCAUCUAAGACACUGAAAGACUUGUAGAACCACCGAAUCAGCAGAUCAGACAAGAAAUUUAUUUUCAGUCUUCAUGAUAAGUCUGAUUGCUUGAACAGAGCAGUCUGACAUGUAGUGCGCUAAUAGCUGGACAACCUAGCUGUGAGGAUCUCUACUUAUGUAGUGCGUUAAUAGUCUGAGAUGGUGGCAUAUUUAUGGUUUUUUAAUUAUUUAUUUUAGUUCUUAGUGGGACAGGAUCUCUAGCAGCAUAUGGAAUCAGUUCAUCCAGCUAUUUAUCAAAGUUGCUAUGAUAUUACAGUUCUGUAUCAUUAUUAUUUCUCUCCACUGAAAGUUUUUUGCAGAUGGUAGUUAACAGUCAUUUACUUAUAUUUUGCCAUAAGAAAUGCUGAUUUCAUAUUGAGAUUGACAUUGAAAGAGUUACUCAUUCAUUUGCGUAUCGGAAUUUGAUGGACAGAUGAAGAUCCUUUGUUUUAUGUACAUCACUGUCUCAUUCGUCAUGCCAUCUCUGGUUUUUAUGAUUCUUGCUGCGAGUUCAGUCUUCAAUUUCAUCUAUACUAUUUUGGCCUAAAGAGUUGUUGCGUGUUCAAGUUUCCAUCUUUGGCUUUAUGAUAAUAUUCUCCCACAGAAAUGUAUUUACAAGAUGUUUUGAUGACAAAUAUCCUUUGCAAUGGCACGAGACAUAAUUAGAUUAAGAAGUUGAAUUUCUCCAUAUGUACAAAAGUUGCAACGACUGUUAACGCUUAUCCCCUUAUUGCAGGAAUCUCACAAUUGUCGUAUCUCUGGGGCAGUGUCCUUGUGUAACCCUUUCAAUUUGGUAAUUGCUGAUGAGGAUUUUCAUAAAGGAUUCAAUAAUGUGUAUGACAAAGCUCUGGCAGGAGCCCUACGCAGGAUUUUUAAGAAGUAUCCAUUCCGUCUCUAUGAUCUAUUGCGCAUUUCAUGCAUAUCCACUCGUGGUAGUUUUUCAUGUAUUGAUUCUCCUUCAGGCACUCUCUUCUCUUUGAGGAUAUGGGUGGUGAAUAUAAUAUCCCACUGGCAGCUAAUGCCCAGUCUGUUAGGGAUUUUGAUGAAGCGUUGACUCGUGGUAGGGAUUAAGCUGAAUGAGUCCGAAAAAUCCAGAACGAAUGUCAUUUCAAUUCGGUAAAAAUGUCUUCUUGUGAUUCGUUGCAGUCUCAUUUGGUUUCAAGUCCGUGGAUGAUUAUUACUUCAACUCGUCAAGUUCAGAUUCAAUAAAGGAUGUACGAACACCCCUUUUGUGCAUACAGGUAAUGCUCACAUGUUCAAGCUGUAAACUACAACAGCAACGUUUUUUCUCAGGUUUCAACCUUUAGAAGUUUAGUACCUUUCACUCUCUUUGUUUGUUGAACUAAUCAGUGUAGGGAUGCUACAAGAAAUAUUGUAUUGCAGCUAUCACUGUGAGUUCUUUAUAAAUAUUCUCUCUAAGAUUGUGUUGAACCUUGAUAUACUUAUCAAAGUAACAUAUUAUAAAUUUCUUGCAAUCAAUUGUGCUCAAUCUACUUAACAUUGCCUGUAGUUAUCUGGGAGAUUUCACAUUUCGGAUGAAAUCCCUUUCUCUCAUGGGUGCCGUGCACAUGGGGUUGAUGUCCUUGGAACAGACAUUUACUAUGGAUCAGUGGUAUGAUAAGAUACCACGAAGCAAGAAAAGAACAAAGAGUUUUUGUGGAAUUCAGUGAGAACAGGAGCAAGAAUGUCAAGAAAGGGACUCCGAAUUGGAAACCCCAAACACCAGUGCUAACCUUUUGAGAGGGUUAUCUCUCUCCCAUGUCCUUCCCCAAAGACAACCUCCCCCCCUCCUUUUUUUCCCUCAGGAAAUUUAGAUAUUAAACCCUAACAUGUGGGAUUUCGCCUUAUUACACCUCCUGGGAUAUGUGAUAUGGACUGGGGACCUUACAUGGUGUUACCUUCGUUUUAUAAACUGUAGUUAAACCAAAGGGCAUGGACUGGAAUAUAUGGUUUCGACCUAUGAGCGCCAAAUUUAUUAUGGAUACAUAAUUUUCAGUUUCCUGGAUAUUUCCUCAAUUGAAACCCACCUGGAAUGAGGCUUUAAAAACUCACAUCUUGAUUGUUUUGCAUGAAAUUUAUUCUCACAUCAUGCGUUUUUUUCCAAGGUCUCUAAAGCUUAAACGUGGAGUUUAUCUUAACAUGUUGUAACAUAGGAUGAAAAAACUUUCAUAUAUCGCUGCGUUUGUGUUAGUCUUGAUGAUUUUUGUAUAAUUUCAUCUCGGUGAUCAUUUGGUAAACCCUCGGAUGAUGGUGGUUGCCAUAUUAUCUUAUAUGUAUCAGUGAGAAAAGUCUUCAAGAUAUGAUGUCGAUACUCAAGUUUUACCCAUCAUGUGCAGGCUGCUAAUGACCCAAUUGCACCAUCAAGAGGCAUCCCUCGGGAUGAAAUCCAGGUAUAUUCUUGCCACCCGUAGUUAGCUCUGUAUUUUCUGGGUUUUAUCUCGUUUCCCUCCCGGAAUAUUAGUGCGUUAUGGGCAUUUACGCGACUUCUGUGAUUAAUUGCUAUAUAUUCUGAUUAUGGUGAAGUUUGUUCAUCAUUUAUUGAUAAAUAUGGUUCUGAACUAUGUAUUGAUUUCGAUUUUUGUUCGAAGGCAAACCCACACUGUCUCCUUAUAGUGACUCCACAAGGUGGCCACCUUGGGUGGCUGGCUGGCAGUGAGGCUCCAUUCGGAGCCCCUUGGACGGAUACAGUGGUCAUGGACUUCUUAGAGCUCCUACAUGCUGGAAAAACCAGGAUUCCAUUUGGGGUUUCUGAUCAGACCACAGUUGCAACCGGGGAUCUUAAUGUUGGUGGAGAUAUGAAAUCUCAUCCUCCUGUUGCAGUACCCGUACAAUAA
This is a messenger RNA of Spirodela intermedia, 7707 nucleotides long. The record is from the annotation of a GenBank genome assembly. Lineage: Eukaryota; Viridiplantae; Streptophyta; Magnoliopsida; Alismatales; Araceae.